Polychytrium aggregatum is the source of this 3246-nucleotide messenger RNA. RefSeq lists its product as uncharacterized. The coding region runs from base 129 to 3149 and encodes 1006 amino acids. Lineage: Eukaryota; Fungi; Chytridiomycota; Chytridiomycetes; Polychytriales. The record is from RefSeq and is a predicted model, not a curated record. Gene Ontology annotation, molecular function: protein binding. The transcript is spliced from 23 exons.
AAAUGUGACUGGCACAUGAUCGCCAAAGCGCCCAGCCGCCCAAAUCCAUCUCGCCUUCGCACCUGUCGCUUUCCUGCUUGCAUCAGCCCAUCGCGCUUCCAAGUCCAGGACAGCCAGAUCGGAUCCAGAUGGGCCGCAAACAGACGACGACGUACGCCAUUGGAUGGGAGGCGAAGAAGAACUAUCCGGCAAUCACCCGGGAGCUGCUUCGAGAGCUUGAGUGUGCCGAACAGCAGCACAACUUCCAGCGGGCCGCCGUCGCCGCCGAGAAGCUUGUGGACAUCAUGGUCGAGACCCAAGACGUGGGCAAGACCGAGAUGUACGCCAAGAAGCUCCUGAUGUACUGGGGAAAAGUCAAGGGAAAGUUUGGUCUUCAGGGGCAAUCCAAGGCGUUUUACCAUCUCGCCGAGGCAUAUCGGCAGAUCGGCAACUAUGCAGCGUCGCUUGCCAUGGCCCGGGAUUAUCGUGUCUGUGCUCGGAAGCUGCAAUCCCAGGAGGAUGAGUUACAGGCUGACUUUGAAACCGGGCUGACCUAUCUGGCAAUGAGCGAAAACCACACCGACGACGAUCCAGAGCUUGUCCAGCAGGAGAUUAAAAAGGCUCACGACAAGUUUGCGCAAGUGUACCAGGCUAUCAAGGACAGCGCGCAAACCUCACGAAAUCAAGAGGAGCGAGAGAGACACCUCUCAUUCAAGAUCGACACUCUUUUGAAUCUGGGGAUUACCUUUCGGUAUCAGGAGCGGUUUGACAAGGCCAUCCACUGUCUGAACGCCGCGCUUAAGAGUGCCAUGACGUAUGACGACGGUGUUCCCCAGAGACGACUUGCAUACUGCAACUUGGCGCUGACAUACGAAGAAAAGGGAGACUUCAAGACUGCCUUGGACUUUACGAACAAGGAAAUGCAUAUGAUCAAGCAGAUGGGCGAUGACUCGGAGCUGCUUCGUGUUCUCUGGGACUUGGCGCUUCGAUACAGAAAGAUCAAAAAUUAUGAGGCAGCCCUCGAGCAGUAUCAGCGAUAUAUCGACGUUGCGAAACGAAAUGUCGUUAUUGAAGACAAUCGAGAGGCGGUCGAGGAAGAGAUACAGAAGACCAAGGCUGAAAUCAGCUUGACAAAGGAUAUCCAAAAGUACACCACAGACUUACAGAGAGCAUCGCAGCAGCGCAACACCAAGCUUGUGUUUGCUCUGCGCGGAUCUCGUGGCGAAGCCCAUUUGAGGCUGGAAAACUACGCCGAGGCCGCCGAUGACUUUGCCAAGCAAAUUCAAAUCUCCCGUACCACGGUCUUCUCGACCCCUGACGUGAUCAAGCUUCACAUCAAUAUGGGCCAGGCAAGGCUUGGGCUGAAGCAGUACGCCGAAGCCAAGACCUCGUUCCGGAAUGCGCUCAACAUGAUUUCGAGCUCCGAUCUUGCCGCAAGAGUCAACUGCCUCGAGUGUCUUGGCGAUGCGAUGGUGCAAGACGGAGACGCAUGCAAGGACAUUGUCGCGACCUUUGAAGAGAUGCUGUCGGCGGCAAAGCUGCUUGGAAGUGUGAAACAGCAGCUGGAGGCACUUUCACAGCUAGAGAGCAUAUACGAGCAGUAUAACUACCAAGACCGUGCCCGGGAGAUACGCAUGAAGAUAAAGAAGCUUGAGAGACAGUCGGGGCAUUUUCUGACCAAGGACUUGGACAGCGAAGAAGAGGAGGAUGAGGUGCUGGAUGAGUUCUCCGAUAGCAACGCCGAGGACGAAGAGAUUGACGUUGAUCUCGCGGACACACCGGCGGCAGCAACGCGGAGCCGUCGAGUCCAGCUCAAGAUUGCAGUGCCCAACCCAAGAAAGGACAAAAUAUCACCUGCUACCCCGACAGCGGAAACGCUCCGGGCCCCUGAGCUCAGUCCCACUCCCGCCAAGAAGGUUGUGUAUUCGGUAGUACGACUGAAAUCCGGAUCAGACAAAUCUAGCGACCGGAAAUCCGAAGACCGAGCGGGUGCCCAGACGCGGAACUUGCGACGUGGGGAGCUCGUUCCUCGGCCACAGUAUGUUGCUUCUGACGUCGAGGAGGACGAGGCGACCGAUGACGACGGGUACGACUAUGAGCUGUCGCCCCGCUCGGGACGAGAGGAAGCGCUCGGGAAACUCAAGCAGCGACGGAAGCAGAAACGGAGGUCGAAUCUCAUUCUUUCCUCGCCUCUGGAAGGGCCCCAAUCCCUUUCUCCAAAGCGCAAAAUCGAUGCCGUUUCAAAUCCGACCGAUGUCCUUGACCUGGACGACGAAGAGCCAAGUUGGCAGCGGCAGACAAUCCGAAUCGACUCGUCUCCGAUUCGCACCGAGCCAGAAUCCGCCGCGGCAAAAACCACCAUUGCUCCAACUCCAUCCAGAAAGCCAAAGUUCAUACGCUUGGACUCGUCGAGCCUAAACGACCUACCGUCGUCAUCCAGCACCGCAAUUUAUGAUUCCGGGGCCGCGACUUGCGAUGUCGAUAUCGAUGUCGAUGUCGAUGCUCAUUUGGACCCGUUUGACAGCAAUUCAGCCUUUGACGCCUUUGAUACCCAUGAAGAGCCCACGCUUCCUAUAAUGAGCCCUGUGCAAGACAACCCGCUUGACAGCAAGUCUGAAAAGGUCUCGCCAGCUUCGACUGAUAGCCGUCGCGAUAGCCGAGCGGUUCCUUCAAGCGCAGCGACCGACGUCUCGCCGCUCGCCUCACUUCCACCGAGCCGCUCGACAACCCCGCCGAUCCCGUCAUGCUCAAGCAAGCCAAUGGAGAUCCAAGGCUUGCUUCCGUUGGUCAUGCCACAGUUCGCUGCUUAUGGUCAUACUUCCAGCAACCCAGAAAAGGGAAGCGAAACGCCCGAGAUUCUUCGGACACCGACCCGGAGACGACCCAAGCCGUCGUCGCCGGUCUUCAAAGUCCGUGUGGAGGUGGAGGGCGAGGUCCUGGGGAUCCCCUGCCAUUUUGGCCCGAUGGGCACACCCAAAACCAUUCGCUGGCUCACCGACGAAGCGCAGCGGCGAUACAAGGACAUCAACGGCAAGCAGGUGACGAUCGCAAAGCUGGUCUUCCACGAUCCAGAGACCAACGAGGACGAGACUCUCUUCAAGAACGAUGCUGUGAGCGAUGUCCUGAAGCCCAACCAAAAGGUCAUAGCCAUCACGAACAGGCUGAAUUAGGGCGUUCGGAAAACAACACAUUGGCCGUCCACAACGACACGAGCGAUCGCCGCUCUCUCUCUGGGGCUGCAUACACAUAUCCAUUACCAAAUCCACC